CCAUCCCCCAGGAAUAUAUAAAGAGCCCCAACCUCAGCCACUGACCGACCCUGGCCAACAGGCUUCUGUCCUUGUUAAUUACAGAGAAACAAUCCCAAACCGGGAGCUCCGCCUGGGAUUUGCUGGCCUGCAGCAGCCAGGGACUGGCGUUUCUCCCUCUCUGCUGAAUCCAGGUAUCCCACCUGCAUCUCUGAAGAACAUGGACAUGACGGACAGCUGCCAGUUCUCGCCUUCUGAGUACUUCUACGAUGGCUCCUGUAUCCCCUCCCCUGAGGAUGAGUUUGGGGACCAGUUUGAGCCAAGAGUCGCAGCCUUCGGAGCACACAAAGCUAAGCUGCAGGGUUCAGACGAUGAGGAGCACGUGCGUGCACCUACUGGCCACCACCAGGCUGGUCACUGCCUCAUGUGGGCCUGCAAAGCUUGCAAGAGGAAGUCCACUACCAUGGAUCGACGCAAGGCUGCCACCAUGCGCGAGCGCAGACGCCUGAAGAAGGUCAAUCAAGCUUUCGAGACGCUCAAGCGGUGCACCACAACCAACCCUAACCAGAGACUCCCCAAGGUGGAGAUCCUCAGGAAUGCCAUCCGCUACAUUGAGAGCCUUCAGGAGCUGCUGAGGGAACAGGUCGAGAACUAUUACAGCCUGCCCGGACAGAGCUGCUCCGAGCCCACCAGCCCCACCUCCAACUGCUCUGAUGGCAUGCCUGAAUGUAACAGCCCUGUCUGGUCCCGAAAGAACAGUAGCUUUGACAGCAUCUACUGCCCUGAUGUAUCAAACGCAUGUGCUGCAGAUAAGAGCUCCUUGUCCAGCUUGGAUUGCUUGUCCAGCAUAGUGGAUCGGAUCACGUCUGCAGAGCCAUCCGAGUUGGCUCUUCAGGACCCAACUUCUCUCUCUCCAGCUGCCAGCACCAAUUCACAGCCUGCAACCCCGGGGUCCUCCAGCUCCAGACUUAUCUAUCACGUAUUAUGAACUAUCUCCUGGUGAUCAGUCCUGCUAGGAGGGUCUACUACACGGGAGAAAGGAAGCCCCGGGUCGGAAGGGAAGACAAGCAGCACACAAUAUGUGCUUUUCCGUUGUAAAUACUGUCCUGCCACUUUAUAAGAAAAUGUAUUUAACUGAAAGUCUCAUCUGCAAUAAUGACUUCUCCUCUGCCUGUUCUUUUUGCUUUGAAUUUUAGCUUUCGUUUGCUUUAGAUACAUGGUUCCAAAAAUAUUUUUUCCAAUGGAGGCAAUUAAUUGACUGUUACUCAUAGUAAUUUUUAACUUAAACAUAUAUUUUGUAAAUAUUGCUCAUCAAAAUAACUUUGGUAUUUAGAGCUCUAUUUUUUUUCUUCAAAAAGCAUUUUAAUAGCUUGGAAUCCAUUACAGGGAAUUAAAUAUAUAUAUUUAACUUUUGCUUUUCUCUUUAAUCUUUUGUUAAUAGUAUAUCAAAUGAAAAUAUAACAAUUCUGCCUAAUGAUAUAUAUUUUCAUCUUUUUCUUAUAAGAAAGACUUCUUUCAAUGUAAGCAAUAAAUAAUACAUUGUGGAUAAUUUCAAAAUAUAAAAAAUUUGUAAAUUUCACUAUAAAUAAAAUUGUUUACUGAAAUAACUAAUUUGUUUUUGGCUUUUAAAAAUAACGUCCCCAAUGAAAUUAGCAAAUCAUGAACAUGAAACAUUUAAGUGUGGGUUAAUUAUGAUUAUACAAUUGACCUUGUCGAUAAGUAUGAAGAUAAUUUACAAAUUUCUUUCAGACUUUUUGAUGUCGCCGUAAAAAUAGCCUUUUUUAUUUUAAAUGUAGUUCAAGAAUGCCCGGUAAGUGAAGCCCCCUUUUCCUUGCUGUUAUUCCAUACAGUGUCGAGUUGUAUAUGAAAAAGUACAGUAAAAAUUUACAGGACAAUAUCACUUGUUUAAGCAAAAAAAAAACUUAAAACAUAUUAUAUCAUUUUACUAUAUAUAGUACAUUGCCAAUCAUGAACCAGGUUUUAUUAACUUUCGUAUAUGCCUGAAAAUAACUUGGUAAAUAUAGUAUUAUUCACAAUAAAAUGUUUAAAGGAGGU
This is a messenger RNA of Rattus rattus (black rat), 2034 nucleotides long. It is a transcript of the gene Myf5, whose product is annotated as myogenic factor 5. Gene Ontology annotation, molecular function: DNA-binding transcription factor activity, RNA polymerase II-specific; protein dimerization activity; RNA polymerase II cis-regulatory region sequence-specific DNA binding. Gene Ontology annotation, biological process: regulation of transcription by RNA polymerase II; muscle organ development; positive regulation of myoblast differentiation. Bases 200 to 967 code for a protein of 255 amino acids. The record is from RefSeq and is a predicted model, not a curated record. Lineage: Eukaryota; Metazoa; Chordata; Mammalia; Rodentia; Muridae. The transcript has 3 exons.